Molecule: messenger RNA, 885 nt
Organism: Trichoderma asperellum CBS 433.97
Lineage: Eukaryota; Fungi; Ascomycota; Sordariomycetes; Hypocreales; Hypocreaceae
Molecular function (GO): oxidoreductase activity
Source: RefSeq, a predicted model, not a curated record
AUGUCGACUAUAUAUUCUACUCCCAAGAGACCAUUGACAUGGUUGAUCACUGGAUGUUCGUCUGGCUUUGGGCUAUCAUUAGCUCGCGUUGUUCGGGCAAACGGGCACAACUUAAUUGCUUCUUCUCGCGAUCCUUCCAGCACACCUAAUCUUGUUUCUGAAAUAGAAAAUAAUGGCGGUAAAUGGAUCCAACUGGAUGUUAACGAUUCCGACUGCGAUAAGGCAAUAGAAGAGCUUGAACGGCAGGGACAGCUCGUGGAUGUUCUCGUCAACAACGCUGGAUAUUGUAUGUACAAUCCUGUGGAAUGCUUCACGGACAGUGAAGUUCGUGCGUUGAUGGAAACACUAUAUUUCGGUCCAAGCCGUCUCAUUCGAACUGCGGUUAGGCAUAUGCGCCAGCGGCGGUUUGGUAUUAUCGUCAACAUGAGCAGCGGCGCAGCUCUAGAGUCAAAUCCGUCAAUGGGUGCUUAUGCGGCCGGCAAAGGCGCAUUAGACUGUAUGUCAAAAGCACUUGCAAAAGAAGUUGAGGCAUUCAAUGUUCGAGUGUUAACCGUGCUUCUUGGGACCUUCAAUACGGGUAUGGGUAAUGCCACGGUACUGGGUAAAAACCCACCGCCGGAGGACUAUAAAGGAUCAUUGUCGGAAAAGAUAAUGGAUAUGAUGUCUACUGGAAAUUUUACGCCUAAUGGAGAUAAAGAUAAAGCUAUGAAAGCUGUCUAUGAUGUUGUCGUAGGAGAAGGCGUUGGUAAAGGUCACGAAGCAGAAAGGGCGCUUCCUUUAGGCCAAGACUUGGCCGCCAGGAUCAACAAUGUGCAAGAAUACCUAUAUCAUGCUUUGGAUGUAUUUGGGGGUAUUUGUAACAAUGUCUACCUGGAAAAGAACUGA